AUGAUUCGAAGACUCAAAGGAGGCAAAGCCAAAAUUGAAGAAAUGCCUAUUCAUGACAAACAAGGCAAGUUACUCACUAACGGUCAUGAACGUCUUCAUCGAUGGAGCAAACAUUUUCGUGAACUUCUCAAUGUAUCCUCCACUGUUGAUCCCUCAAUUAUACAACGAAUAUCAAUCUCUCAGAUAUCUCCUGAAGAACAAAAGCGUCAGGACAAACCUCCAUCUCUACUCGAAGUCGAAGAAGCUAUACGACGAAUGAAAAGUGGAAAAGCACCUGGCAUGGACGGAUUAUCAACUGAUGUCAUCAAGGCUGGAGGACGUGCUCUAUCUACACGACUUCAUGCUCUUUUCGUCGAAAUAUGGGAAGAGGAAAAAACAAUUGAUGAUUGGUCAACAGCAAUUAUAAUUCGUCUGUUCAAGAACAAAGGUGACAAACGGGAUUGUAGUAACUAUCGUGGAAUCUCUCUCUUACCGGUGGCAAGCAAAGUUUUCUCUCGUGUUAUUCCGAAUCGUGUGCAGAACCAUCUGGGAACACAAAUUAUGGAACAACAAGCUGGUUUUCAGUCGAAUAGAUCUACUAUUGAUCAUAUUUUUACACUUAAAUUAUUGAUGGAGAAAACACGAGUUCACAACAAAUCACUCUUCUUAUGCUUCAUUGAUAUACAAAAAGCCUACGACUCUAUUAACCGCGAAAUUCUAUGGCGUAUAUGCAGACAUUAUGGACUCUCCGAAAAAAUUGUUCGAUUGCUCCAACUUUCAUAUAAAGAUUCCAAAGCAAGAGUACGUAUCAACGGCGAAUUAUCUGAUCCCUUCGAUAUCGAAACUGGUGUUCAACAAGGUGGCAUUCCAUCACCAAUUCUUUUCAACGUCUUCUUCGAUUUUGUGAUGCGUCAAAUCUUUGAUCGGCUGGCCAUAUUAAAUGUCACAGGUCUGAUAAAAAAUAAACAUUUAAAUGAUAUUGAUUAUCCAGUUGAUCAAUGUGUUAUUACAAAACUUAUUGAUCAAGGAAUGUCCGAAACAUUAUCUCGUCAUUUUGGUUAUCUAUUUAUUCGUGAUUCACGUUUUAUUUUAAAAGAACUUCUUCAUCCGAUUGAUGAUUAA
Molecule: messenger RNA, 1101 nt
Organism: Rotaria sp. Silwood1
Lineage: Eukaryota; Metazoa; Rotifera; Eurotatoria; Philodinida; Philodinidae
Source: the annotation of a GenBank genome assembly